CGGUUGUUCACUCAUCUGUCUCAGGGUUUGGAUUUACCUGGAUCUGGCAGCAGGGAGUGCUGCAAGUUGAACUUUGCUAAUACUUAUUUGCCAGAUUGUGUUCAAAGGUUCUCCCGGCGUCGCCGCGGACGUUUAGUGUUGCAACACCGCUUGCAAGAUGGCUUCUGCUUGGCAAAGUGUCGUAUCUUUACACCAGAGGAUGGUGGACUAUGGAGACAAGAGGACGGACCCGUGGCUGCUGGUCUACUCCCCCAUCCCGGUGUCGAUCAUCUUCCUGCUUUACCUCUGUGUGGUCUGGUUCGGCCCCCGCCUGAUGAAAAACAGACAACCUGUUGACCUGAAAGCCGUUCUCAUUGUUUACAACUUUGCCAUGGUCUGCCUGUCUGCCUACAUGUUCUACGAGUUCCUGGUCACAUCCAGGCUGUCAAACUACAGCUUCUCCUGUGAGCCUGUAGAUUACAGCAACAGCCCGCUGGCAAUGAGGAUGGCCAGUGUCUGCUGGUGGUUUUUCUUCUCCAAGGUCAUAGAGCUCAGUGACACGAUCUUUUUCAUCCUGAGGAAGAAGAGCAGUCAGGUGACCUUCCUUCAUGUCUACCACCACGGCACCAUGAUCUUUAACUGGUGGGCAGGAGUCAAGUAUGUGGCCGGCGGAGACUCGUACUUCGUCGGCAUGAUCAACAGCUUCGUACACGUUGUGAUGUAUUUUUACUACGGCCUGGCUGCCAUCGGCCCUCACAUGCAGAAGUACCUGUGGUGGAAGCGAUACCUCACGUCCCUGCAACUGCUGCAGUUCCUGCUGUUCCUGAUACACACGGGCUACAACCUGCUCACAGAGUGCGACUUCCCCAAGUCCAUGAACUUGUUUGUGUUUACGUACUGCUUCACCCUCAUCAUCCUCUUCAGUAACUUCUAUCAUCAGAGCUACCUCAACAAGAAGAAGCAGAUAUGAGACAGUUUCCUGUAACUGCAGUGCUUGCCAGCGUCCACAAGAGGGAGCAACAUGCUCACAGCUCGGAGGUUUUUCUUAUGGUGCUCAUUAUUAACUGCAGGUUUAGCUCUACAGUCUAAUACUAACUUUACAGACAUGUACAACUAAUGUGAACGAUUUUAGUACUUUCUGCGGUUUUUUGGAGCAUCAAAUACAUAUCAGAAAACAGA
Micropterus salmoides (largemouth bass) is the source of this 1158-nucleotide messenger RNA. RefSeq names its product elongation of very long chain fatty acids protein 4-like. Gene Ontology annotation, molecular function: fatty acid elongase activity. Lineage: Eukaryota; Metazoa; Chordata; Actinopteri; Centrarchiformes; Centrarchidae. Gene Ontology annotation, biological process: fatty acid elongation, saturated fatty acid; fatty acid elongation, monounsaturated fatty acid; fatty acid elongation, polyunsaturated fatty acid. The transcript is spliced from 8 exons. The coding region runs from base 158 to 949 and encodes 263 amino acids. The record is from RefSeq and is a predicted model, not a curated record. Gene Ontology annotation, cellular component: endoplasmic reticulum membrane.